Messenger RNA from Physcomitrium patens, 4518 nucleotides. Its product is annotated as E3 SUMO-protein ligase SIZ1. Gene Ontology annotation, molecular function: zinc ion binding; SUMO ligase activity. NCBI's taxonomy places the organism in Eukaryota, Viridiplantae, Streptophyta, Bryopsida, Funariales, Funariaceae. Gene Ontology annotation, cellular component: chromatin. Gene Ontology annotation, biological process: protein sumoylation. The record is from RefSeq and is a predicted model, not a curated record.
GGUUGAAGCUGCAACAGUUGCAGCAGGUCGGCGAUCAGUGGUCUCUAGGGUUUCAUCAUGCCCCUGCAGCCAUCUCCAUUGUUAUGGUGGUGUUAACAAUGGACAAGACCACCCGCAAGAGCAUUGAAGAGCGUUAAUUUUGAAUUGUGAUCGGAGAACCGUCGAUUGAUUUGAUUUCGCAACGGCUUUUAUGAGCCAUUUCAUAUCGAUACUCGUUUGAAGCUCCGCGUAGGAUGAGAUUUGUCCUGGUCCCUCUUCGAAGGCACACUACAUUGUCAACUUCUAAUGCUGCGAGUCUCGUGUCGAGUGUCGCUGGAACAGCGCAAUCAGGCUUCGUGUCAGCACCUGAGCAUGAGAGUGGAGGUGCUGAGACUACUCGUAUAAUCACUGGAGCGUUGAUUGUGCUGGAGGAAUUAGCUAAAAAGACUUGUUGGCAUUUGUAUUGGUUCCUUGAUGGAGUGAGUGAGGCUUGAUCGUGACGAGCAUCGGUUGAGGAUUCUUUUUUGUCCCGAGUUCUAGACCUGGUGCAUUUACGUCCUCCGCACUGUAAUGUUGUCCUUGUCAUGGGAAAUAGGUGAUGUCAGUCGCAGCUUGCAAUUAGUUGAUUGUGGCGUUUGCUAGGAUCGGCAGGUGAUCUUUUGUUGUCUUAAAUUUUUGGGCAUUCGUUUAUUGUUCCUCGACGUUAUUGCUGUUUUGGAUCUCAUUCGAGGAAAUUAUGAUUUCCUUGCCUGUAAUUGUGCUGGUGGGACGUCAGUUUUAGUCUUGUGAGCGUGAUUGUGGUGAAUACCAUCUCUAUGCCCAGAUUGUUCAUUCGAAGAGGCAACUGAUCUCCGAAAUAAUCUACAGUUUUUUUUUUUUUUUUUUUUUUUUUUUUUUGUUAAUUUUUUUUGGUUUCAAUGGAUUAUCUUGUUGCCUGCGCGGAGAAAUUUUCUUGCAUCGAAGUUUCAAACUGUGAUUCUAGAUUGCUCUUUGAUCUUGGGUUGAUGGAUAGAUUAUUUCCACCUCGCUUCAAGUAAAUGUGCACUUGCAGCAGUGCUAUAAUAAAGUUUCAUUUCAUGCAGUACCUUUCGAGUGAUCUGUAUGUACUGUCUUCAGACUCCCGUGAAGUCGCUAGUCCUCGGGAGUAUUGGCUUCUCAUUAUGUGCUAAUUUCGUGGGGUUGGAGUCAGUGGAUUAUGUCCUGUUUUGAGGUGCCAACAGUAAAGUGCUGGCGAUCUUGCCAGUGCCUAUUUUGCUCCAGUUUCAGUAAGUCAAAUAUGUGGCUGUAAUGCUUGUUGGUUAGCUGAUUGGCCGAUUUCUGCCUCCAUUCCGGGGCUUUAUGAUUGGUGUAGCAGAUUGCUCAAGUUAUGAGAAUUGCUUUUGAAGCGGCUAGCUACGGAGGGUGUAAUUAUCUACUUGAAACCGUUGCAUCACCAAUUUAGAACUAAAACAGAAUUGGGACUUCAUCGCUGGUAGCAAUGGCAGAUAUUGCUACUCGCUGUCGGAUCCAGUUAAGUUCCUUUCAAAUUAAGCAUCUCAAGGACACUCUCACACGAUUAGGCCUUUCUAAACGAGGGACCAAGCCGAUGGAGAUUUUUGUAGGAUAAAUUGCGUGAAUGUUUUGUGAGAGGGUUAUCAUCUCAGAACAUCGAAUCGCAUUAUGUUUUCCAAUUGUGAAGAUGUUGAUGGACAAGAUCAUGGGUUUGAUUAACCCUGCAGAGAAGCAACCAACUAAAGGCUUGAAAUACAGCAAGCAAAUUGUUUCAAGGGAAGAAGCCAUUGCUAUCAUCGAAGAGGAAUACAGGAAGCUUAGACAUUCUAGAAGCGAAUCUAAGCGUAAAGCUGCUAAGUCUGGCUUCGGCAGCAAGCAUCCAUCAGCAGGACUUGAAGAGCUUACAUGUGUGGAAGAGGCUAAAACUCGGUGUCCUUGUGGGAACAACACAGAGACUGGAACAAUGAUCCAGUGUGUUAAUCUUAAAUGUCGGGUUUGGCAACACAUGAGUUGUGUUGUCAUUCCUGAAAAGUCAGGAGAUGGAACUCAGACAGGAAUUCCUUCAAACUUUUACUGCGAACUGUGCCGCAUAUCGCGUAGCGAUCCCUUCUGCGAAGCACAGUUACAGACGCUAAUGCCUUCAAAGCUGAUUCCUUCUGGAGCCAAUACAGAAGGAUCUAAUAUUGUACAGACGUUAGAGAAAUCAUUUUAUUUAAGUCGAUCUGACCGAGAACUUCUCCAAAAACCAAAUCAUGAUCUGCAGGUCUGGUGUGUACUCUUGAGUGAUAAUGUCUCCUUUCGCAUGCACUGGCCUUCCUUUGCUGAUUUACGAGUAAAUGGAAUAGGCGUGCGUGUUACUAAUCGCACUGGCCAGCAACUCCUAGGAGCAAAUGGUCGGGACGAGGGAACUAGUGUCACUGUGUGUGCUAGGGAGGGGCUUAACAGGCUGAAUAUUUCAACUUAUGAUGCCCGCUCCUUUUGUUUAGGUGUGCGAAUUAUCCGCCGCCUUUCUCUGGAGCAGAUUAUGGAAUCGAUUCCGAAUGAGAAGGAUGGGGAGAAGCUAGAAGAAGCAAUGGCUCGAGUUCGGCGUUGCAUCAAUGGAGGGGGUAGUCAAGGGUUGGGGGCCGAUGAUGACAGUGACAGUGAUUUGGAAGUUGUGGCAGAUUUUAUUACUGUCAACCUACGAUGCCCGAUGAGUGGUUCUCGUAUUAAGGUUGCCGGCCGUUUUAAACCAUGCCUUCACAUGGGCUGCUUCGAUCUUGAUACCUUUGUGGAACUCAACCAGCAAGCACGGAAGUGGCAAUGUCCAAUUUGUCUGAAGAACUAUUGCAUAGAUAACCUGAUAAUUGACCCUUUUUUUAAUCGGAUUACUAAUGCGGUAAAUUGUUUGCAUGAGGACAUUGCUGCAGUGGAGCUCAAGUCUGAUGGUUUUUGGCGGCCCAAACUAGAAGGCAGAGUCAGAAGUAGAGAACCAUGGCGUCCGUCUCCAGUCGUAACAAACGUUGUGAAUGAAACCACAUCUGUACCUGUUUUAUUUUCUGAGAAUGUCAGAACAGAAGAAAAGUUGUCUUCCCAUGACAACGGCUCUUCGUGCUUCAAUCGAAAUCCUUGUGGCGUUUUGGUGCUGCAUUGCACUGAGAAUUUGAAUGGUGGUCAUAGUCAAGAAGUUAUCAACGUUUCUAGACUUUCAAGAAGUAAUAGUAUCACAGACGGCAAUCUUAGAGGAGAUGAGGAUGAACACAGUGCAAACCAAGAUCGAGGUGCUGUUUCUACUGUUGACGGUGACAAUGUUGGGUUGUCUUCAAGAUCUCCGCAGCCAACUAGCAAAACGCUGCAAACUUGUGCUGAUCUUGCAAAUGGAGCUCAAGUAAUUGUACUCAGCGAUAGUGAGGAUGAAGGAGAAGACGAAGAGACUAUUGUUGUGUCAUCUUGUGCAUCAAUUUAUGUGGAAUCCAACGUUGUUGGCAAUUGGAGAAUGCGUUCCAGGAAGAGCUAUCAAACAAAUGGUGAUUCAUCAGGGCUCGCUGUUGGUCUAGAAUAUGCCGAUGUCACUCCUGCCAGCCACUCAGUUUGUCAUCCAUCUGAUCCUGCGACGAGCAGGAGAAUUGACAUUGUUAUCAAUGAACAGAUGACUGACGACAGUGGAUUAGGCUUGCAUUUAGACAGCGGCAGCUUAAGCGCAGUACCCGCAGAGAUAGCUAGAAACGGGGAGUGUGGUGUCCAUGAAAGUCAAACAGAGGUGGUAAAUGUGCUGCAGGGUCAGCCUGUGCGGCAAACACCGGUUCGAUUUGUAGCUGGUUGUGGGUCUUCGUUUAGACCUCUUGACAAAGACGAUACGACGUCACCAUCGGGAUGGGAAAGCCUUUGUCUCCCUAAUGGAGCCACAGACACAGAUGGCGGUAGUAUGGAUAAUGAGGGAACUGGUUUGCCUCUGCAAAAGUUUUUGCCAUCCCAACCAGUUCGAGUUGAGGUAUUGGUGGCGGAAAAGAACCAUGCAUUAGAAGAAGCCACGCACAGGACUUUGUUGCUGCAGCUAACCUGUACCUCUUGAAACGGUAAACCAAUUCAUUUACUCUGCAUUGUACAGUGAUAGCAUUUGUUUGCAAACCUAUGCAUCCAUUUUGUGCAUUAAUGCGAUAUCCUCUAGACUUUUAUAUGUGAUUAUUAAGGCAUUUCACCACAUUUUUAAUGGCAACCAUCAUGCAUAGAAUCAGUGACUAACAGUAUUGCAGCAUCAAGUAAAUUUACAAGAACCUUUCCUCCAAACUGAUGAAAUUUACCACCUUUGGUGUUCCCUUAUCCUGGGCGGAGGAAACUUAGCGGCUUAGGUACUCAGCUGAUACUUGGUGCGGGGUGAACAAAUAGAUCCAAAUGGUUCCAUGUACAGAAUACUCAGACUACAAGCACAUCUUCAGUUGAUACAUGCACACCCCAUAUUGCUAAAUACUGUCCCAAAAAAAAAUAGAGCCCUUUGAUUUAUUUGAUUCGUUGGUUGCACACCUUAAGUUGAUACAUGCUUAUCUAUAAAAAAUCGAGACCUUUGAUCUA